Molecule: messenger RNA, 930 nt
Organism: Glarea lozoyensis ATCC 20868
Lineage: Eukaryota; Fungi; Ascomycota; Leotiomycetes; Helotiales; Helotiaceae
Exons: 2
Coding region: 1-930 (309 amino acids)
Biological process (GO): nucleolar large rRNA transcription by RNA polymerase I
Cellular component (GO): RNA polymerase I upstream activating factor complex
Molecular function (GO): RNA polymerase I cis-regulatory region sequence-specific DNA binding
Source: RefSeq, a predicted model, not a curated record
AUGAGGCUUUCAUAUCUACCGGUUCUCGAGCGGUUCGUGAGCGGUUCCAGAAGAAUUCGAUCAAAUCGAGGAUCGGAAAGCGGUACGGAUCCAGCCGGUCCGGCUUCCGCGCGACUCAGUCUCAAUAUCAAGCCAACCAACACCACAGAUUCACCAACGACACUGACGAAUUCGAGACAAGCUCAACGGCAGCAAAGCUUACAAAAAGCUGACGAGCAGCGCCACCGGCCAUCUAAUUUCCAUCUGUUCGGAUUCGGUAUGACUUCCAAGGCCUAUUUGCAGAGUGGCUUCCUUGACCGCACCACCACUUUAUCUGGAACUACUCCUCCAGAUCUCUCCACCAACCCCAGGAAAGCCCUCGAGGAUGCCAAAACAGAGCAUAAACGCGAAGCUAGCGUUUACGACGCCGUUGCUGGUAGAGUAUCCUCGCAUGGCUUCAUCUCCAAGUAUGCGGCUUUCUCCUCUGCUCGAGAUACUACGUCUUCGUCAGCUACCGCGGCCGCCCCAGAAAAUGUUUUAUUUCGUCGAAAGCAUGCGCCUCAACGGUUCGCCGAGCAUGACAUCUAUUUCGCCAAUGAUCGGCAAAGUGCAGCCAGAGACCUUCCGGAGUCCGAUCUCUUGAAGGCCUUACACUGCUAUGCUUCUGAUUACUAUUCUCGCACUCACAAUGAUGUGGUUGACUGGAGAAGCAUGGACGAGACAGCCUUGAUAGCGCUUGGCGUUUUGAUGGAAGAAGCCACGAGGCUAGAGCAAACCGAAGACUUUGUUCUGACAGAAGGCCAAUUAAUUGAUCGAGAAUUGCCCUCCGAAACAAGAGUCGACCGACAUAUUGAUGCGGAAUUGAAGCCAAAUAAAAGGCCAACCAAAAAACGACGAAUAGUCAAAGACCAUACCAGCGACAAUAGCAAUAGCGAAUAUUACGACUCAUAG